CUCAAACCCCAUUACUCUGUUCAUCUUCAAAACCACCCACCCCUGCAUCUUCCUCAGUGACCUUGACCCCAUUUCUCCCUCGUGCAACCAUGGCAUUCACACGUGCCACGCUCGUGCUAGCCAUUUCCAUGGCUAUCAUGGCAAUGUCCACAGCCCAAACUCCCUCCCCUGCACCAACACAUUCUACCAUGGCACCACACACCCCUUCCCCUGCGUCAUCCCCUGAACCAAUAUCACCCUCGCCUGCAGCAGGUGGAAAAAGCCCAAGCCCGAGCCUGAGUCCAUCAACAUCUUCUCCACCAGCAUCUACUCCAUCUUCUUCCUCACCGGAAACAUCACCUUCACCAUCACCGUCUGCUGGAGAACCGUCGUCUGAAAUUCCUGUGGCGUCAAGCCCAAGCAACGCAUUUGUUCAUGGAAGCAGCUUGGUCAUCAUGCUAGCAUUCUUUGCGGCUUCUGCGGUGCUUCUUGGUUGAACUCAGACAGGGUUGGUUGGUCCUUGAUUUAACUUUUACAUAGGCUGAACAGACAGGGUUCUGCAGUUUAGCUUUUGUCCUUUUUCCAUUUUAGCUGCACUUGUGUUUUUCUCUUGUUUUUUAUAUUCUGUUGAUGAUUAUUAAGUGUUUCAUUCAUCAUUGGUGACUUGUUAGUGAGAGACAGGGGGUGAUUAAUGUUUUUACUUUCUAGCAUUUCAUGGCUUGCUGAAUAAGAGAGAUUUGGUGAUUUCUACUUC
This is a messenger RNA of Lotus japonicus, 733 nucleotides long. RefSeq names its product classical arabinogalactan protein 5-like. NCBI's taxonomy places the organism in Eukaryota, Viridiplantae, Streptophyta, Magnoliopsida, Fabales, Fabaceae. The record is from RefSeq and is a predicted model, not a curated record. The transcript has a single exon. The coding region runs from base 90 to 476 and encodes 128 amino acids.